Molecule: messenger RNA, 908 nt
Organism: Spodoptera frugiperda (fall armyworm)
Lineage: Eukaryota; Metazoa; Arthropoda; Insecta; Lepidoptera; Noctuidae
Product: pre-mRNA-splicing factor Syf2-like
Exons: 1
Coding region: 168-791 (207 amino acids)
Cellular component (GO): post-mRNA release spliceosomal complex; Prp19 complex; catalytic step 2 spliceosome
Source: RefSeq, a predicted model, not a curated record
UCGGCAGCGUCACUACCUUACUGCUCGUCAGCCAGUGAAGUCGUGUGUCGAAGUGUUUCAUUGUGCCAAUACCGCCGAAGUAAAAGUUUACAUUCUCGCGUACUAUAUUAGUACAACAAGACUGUGUGUGUGGAAUAUUAUUCGAUAGCAAAAAUUCUGUAACAACAAUGGCUCCCCAAAUAGAAUUAUCAACUUGGACCCCUACAUCGAUUUCAUUUGCCGAGAGGCAAAAGCCUGAAAAUCUGCCGCCGAACUCGACGCUCGACGACCAAGCAAAGUCUCAAGAGACAGAGAAAGCAGGAGAAGACCACGACGGAGUGAAACUAAAGAACAUAUUAUCAGCAGCAGAUGCUGAACGAGUUGAACGUAAAAAGAGGAAGAAUCCUGAUGAAGGAUUCUCCACAUACGAACAAGCUACCGUGAGUCAAAACAACGGACUGGUUGAAAAUAUGCCGCCAGCUGAUACGGAACAAAAUGAGUCAAAGAAACAGAAGUAUGACGAUGCUGUCGAUGGUGUAUCUAAUGUGCAUGAGGACCGAGAGGAAGCAAUCGACAAGAUGGUCAAUGACCUGUCGGAAGAGCAGAUUGUUAAAAGAGCUCGCUACUCUACAAGGUGUGGGUAUAAUGAUGAUGCAGAUGUCGACUCCAUCAAUGACAAUCUGGAGACUGGUGAUUGGAAUCUGAACAGAUUUUACGGAGAGAAUACAGCCAGCACUAAGCAGAACCUGGUUCUGCCAUUUUGCUGUUGGUGUAAGCUGCAACAAUAUGCACAGUACCUGUCGCAAAUAUAGGUGGUAGAGUUAUAGUAGUUUAGAUAAAAAUUGUAUCACAUAUGUAGAUGUAUUCUAAAAUAUUCGUAUUGUACGUAAAACAAGUUGAUUUACAUUAUGUUUGUAAGUGUUUUAAGA